AUGAAUAAUCCAGUUCUCGAACACUCGAGCAAGAGACUUGAGAUUCUCAUCGCAAGGCUGAAGGAGGAUGAACAUCGUAACUUUAAGGAGCUACCAGGGUUGGCCGAUCUCCUGGCAGACAUCGUGAGUACUGACACGGAUGUGAAUCGUGAGGAUUCCGUACGCAGAUUUUUAGAAGUUUUCUGGAAGUCCGAGACCGAUGCCACCUACAGCGCCACGCUUCGACGGUAUAAGCCUGAGGAAGAAAGUCUUAUUCGAGCUUUCGUAGAAGAGGGAAAACCUGCUAGCGAUGUGGGCAAGCAAUUCCAUAUGGGUCUGUCACUUGGAGCGCGCGAAGAGCUUCCUCUUGUCGAUUCAGAAGUGGAGACUGCUGAAAGCCUACCUGACAAGCCUUUGCGGGCAUUAGGAGAACGAAUGCAUGUGAAAGCCCACCGGGCCGUUGAAGCAAUGGAAAGGAGGUUGGAGGGAGUGACCAUCUAUGAUGACCAGCACAAAAAGAAUCAAGUUGUCAUAUAUUCGGACGAAAAGUUUCAGAAUUGGGGCCGUACAGUCGCUCACACACCCCAUCUCACCUGUAUCCCACGAACCUCGUAUGGGAUUCAGGAAAUAGUGAAGUACGCCAAAAGGAAGAACAUGAACGUCCGGGCGGCUGGAUAUCGCCAUUCAUGGUCUUCGAUAUUUGGUAAGAAUGGCCAAAUCACGAUCUCGACUUUAGGCCUUCACCAAGCUACCAUGUUGCCAAACAUUGAGUCACUACCAGGAUCGCAAUUCUUCGAUUCCCGCACGGAACUCAAUACUAUUGAAUUCGUCAAGCCGCCCCGGCCGGGAGAGAAGCGAUUGGUCCGAGUCGGGACCGCUGUCACAAACCAAAUGUUUCGACGUUGGUGCAACGAUCAAAAGUUGGAUAACGCCUCAUCCCUCCCAUUGAAUGUGAUCAUGGUGGAAAUCACAAUGGGAGGAUCGAAUGGGCCGAUUUGCCACGGAGCCGGUCGUCGACAUCCUUCUCUGAGUGAUUUGGUCCAUGAGAUCGAGUAUGUUGAUGAGAAUGGCGAGAUACAGACAAUCAACAAAGACAACAAUCCCGACUUCAUGGCUGUGGCAGCCGGAUGUUUUGGCCUCUUGGGGAUCGUCACUCACAUCACGUUAGAACUUGACCCGAUGUCGUACGCGGUCAUGAUUCCUCAGAAACUUACAAUCAUGCAAGCAAUUCCUCCACCACCAGGAAUGUCUAAUGAUCAAAUUCCUGAGGCGCUGCGCAUUAACAUGACGCCAGAGAUGCGUAAAAAGGCCCAAGCCGACUUUGAAAAUCAUGCCAAAAAUGACUUCUACUCCGAGUGGUUUUGGUUUCCUUACACCAGUAAAGUCUGGGUCAAUUGCUGGAACACUGUUGAUGACGGGAAAGACGCCGUCGAGUACCCUUCAAAUAUUAGUGUCUUUAUUCAGUGGGCGGAGACGGUAGCAAUCCAGAUCAUUCAAGCGUCCGAAGCAGUGCUUCACCUGCAACAAGUCUUUCCGUGGACCCAGGCGACGUUGCUCUCCAAGAUGGGCUUGUACGCCAUGCCAGACGUAAGAAAUCCCAAAGACGCCAUGAAGACGAAAUUGCCGAACGCCCUGCAUUUCCGACGAGCCAUCCAAAACGUCCGAGUUCGGGACAUAGAGGUCGAGAUCCCCCUGCAACCCAAGACAGGGGCUUUGAAAGAUGCCGAUGUUGACAAGGCUGACAUCGACUGGUCGCUGGUCCAAAAGGCCUGGUGGGAUGCUAUUCUUGCAGCAUACAAGUACAAAGACACAUGUCCACAACGCAUGCCGCUUGAAAUGCGUAUUACUGGACCAUCAAAAGUCACAAUGGCACCUUUUCGUGGCCAUCUCCUCGGUACUUGCUCGAUCGAAAUCUUGACGCUGGAGAACAUGAAAGAAUCGUGGCUUCCGUACGCACAAUAUGUUCUAGACAAGUGGAUGGAUCUCAAGGAUAGCCAGGGCAAUUAUCUCGCGACAAGGCCACACUGGGCCAAGGAGUGGGAGAACUUCACCGUCCGUGGAAAACCAAUGGUGGAGUACAUGCGGACCACAUACCAUGAUGCAAUUCUCGAGUUCCGCGAUACCUUUGCAAGGAUUGCGAAAGACCAGAGAUGGAAGGUGGAAGAUGCGCGUCAGCGGUUUGGCAAUGUGCUGCUGGAUCAGUUCUUCCAUCACUAG
Molecule: messenger RNA, 2196 nt
Organism: Exophiala bonariae
Lineage: Eukaryota; Fungi; Ascomycota; Eurotiomycetes; Chaetothyriales; Herpotrichiellaceae
Exons: 1
Coding region: 1-2196 (731 amino acids)
Cellular component (GO): mitochondrion; membrane
Molecular function (GO): D-arabinono-1,4-lactone oxidase activity; FAD binding
Source: RefSeq, a predicted model, not a curated record